This is a messenger RNA of Mizuhopecten yessoensis (Yesso scallop), 1653 nucleotides long. RefSeq lists its product as uncharacterized. Lineage: Eukaryota; Metazoa; Mollusca; Bivalvia; Pectinida; Pectinidae. The record is from RefSeq and is a predicted model, not a curated record. Bases 1 to 1653 code for a protein of 550 amino acids. The transcript has a single exon.
AUGGCAAUUAGUGUUGGUGGUGUCAACACUACAAUCAGGUCAAUCUCCAUGGUGAUUAGUGUUGGUGGUGUCAACACUACAAUCAGGACCAUCUCCAUGGCGAUUAGUGUUGGUGGUGUCAACACUACAACCAGGAGCAUCUCCAUGGUAAUUAGUGUUGGUGGUGUCAACACGACAAUCAUGACCAUCUCCAUGGUGAUUAGUGUUCGUGAUCUCCUCACAAUGACCAUCUCCAUGGUGAUUAGUGUUGGUGGGGUCAACACUACAAUCAUGACCAUCUCCAUGGUAAUUAGAGUUGGUGGUGUCAACACUACAAUCAGGACGAUCUCCAUGGUAAUUAGUGUUGGUGGUGUCAACACCACAAUCAGGACCAUCUCCAUGGUAAUUAGGGUUGGUGGUGUCAACACUACAAUCAGGACCAUUUCCAUGGUAAUUAGUGUUGGUGGUGUCAACACGACAAUCAUGACCAUCUCCAUGGUGAUUAGUGUUCGUGAUCUCCUCACAAUGACCAUCUCCAUGGUGAUUAGUGUUGGUGGAGUCAACACUACAAUCAGGACCAUCUCCAUGGUGUUUAGUGUUUGUGGUGUCAACACUACAAUCAGGACCAUCACCAUGGUAAUUAGUGUUGGUGGUGUCAACACUCCAAUCAGGACCAUCUCCAUGGUGUUUAGUGUUUGUGGUGUCAACACUACAAUCAGGACCAUCACCAUGGUAAUUAGUGUUGGUGGUGUCAACACGACAAUCAGGACCAUCUCCAUGGUAAUUAGUGUUGGUGGUUUCAACACUACAAUCAUGACCAUCUCCAUGGUGUUUAGUGUUGGUGGUGUCAACACUACAAUCAGGACCAUCUGCAUGGUAAUUAGUGUUGGUGGUGUCAACAAUACAAUCAGGACCAUCUCCAUGGUGAUUAGGGUUGGUGGUGUCAACACUACAAUCAGGACCAUUUCCAUGGUAAUUAGUGUUGGUGGUGUCAACUCUACAAUCAGGUCAAUCUCCAUGGUGAUUAGUGUUGGUGGUGUCAACACGACAAUCAUGACCAUCUCCAUGGUGAUUAGUGUUCGUGAUCUCCUCACAAUGACCAUCUCCAUGGUGAUUAGUGUUGGUGGUGUCAACACGACAAUCAUGACCAUCUCCAUGGUAAUUAGAGUUGGUGGUGUCAACACUACAAUCAGGACGAUCUCCAUGGUAAUUAGUGUUGGUGGUGUUAACACUACAAUCAGGACCAUCUCCAUGGUAAUUAGGGUUGGUGGUGUCAACACUACAAUCAGGACCAUCUGCAUGGUAAUUAGUGUUGGUGGUGUCAACACGACAAUCAGGACCAUCUCCAUGGUAAUUAGGGUUGGUGGUGGCAACACUACAAUCAGGACCAUCUCCAUGGUGUUUAGUGUUUGUGGUGUCAACACUACAAUCAGGACCAUCACCAUGGUAAUUAGUGUUGGUGGUGUCAACUCUACAAUCAGGACCAUCUCCAUGGUAAUUAGGGUUGGUGGUGGCAACACUACAAUCAGGACCAUCUCCAUGGUGUUUAGUGUUUGUGGUGUCAACACUACAAUCAGGACCAUCUGCAUGGUAAUUAGUGUUGGUGGUGUCAACACUACAAUCAUGACCAUCUCCAUGGUGAUUAGUGUUCGUGAUCUCCUCACAAUAUUAUAA